Messenger RNA from Alnus glutinosa, 4082 nucleotides. RefSeq names its product protein TPLATE. The record is from RefSeq and is a predicted model, not a curated record. The coding region runs from base 321 to 3833 and encodes 1170 amino acids. Gene Ontology annotation, biological process: endocytosis. Lineage: Eukaryota; Viridiplantae; Streptophyta; Magnoliopsida; Fagales; Betulaceae. The transcript has 7 exons.
UGGGCGACAAAAAGCUAAGGUAAGACAGAGCCCCAAUUCUGGGCCGUUUUCUCUAAGCCCACCACCGCAAAAAUCAUCCAAAGUCUACACCACUCUCAGGCUCUCAGCCGUGGCAGGUCCUCCCAACUCCCCCAACUUCACACUCACACUCCGCCAUCUUCCCCAUUUUCCUCUGAAAAUCAAAUAAUUGAAACGAAAAUAAAUUCCUCAAUUCCUAACAUGUCCAACAUUUCCAUUGCCAAUCACACCCCCUAACCAAAACCAAACACAAAAGCAAAAAGAGGAAGAUAUUUGGAUCUGGUGGAGGUGGGGACUUGAAGAUGGACAUUCUCUUCGCCCAGAUCCACGCGGACCUCCGUUCGAACGAUGCGCUCCGCCAGACCGGCGCUCUCCUCCAAGCGCUACAGCAGUCCGCAGCGGGGCGAGACAUCUCGGUCCUGGCCAAGUCCGCCGUGGAGGAGAUCGUGGCCGCUCCGGCAUCCGCCGUGUCCAAGAAGCUCGCCUUUGACCUCAUCCGCUCCACGCGCCUCACCGCCGAUCUCUGGGACACAGUCUGCAUAGGCGUCCGUAACGAUCUCGACUUCCCGGACCCCGACGUCACUGCCGCUGCCGUCUCCAUCCUCGCCGCCCUCCCCUCCCACCGCCUCGGAAAGCUCAUCGCCGAUUCGAGCAAGGAGAUCGAGGCCUGUUUCGGCUCGCAGAGCGACAAUCUCCGAUUCUCCAUCACCGAAACCCUAGGCUGCGUCAUGGCUCGCGACGACGUCGUCACGCUCUGCGAGAACAGCGUGAACCUUCUGGAUAGGGUUUCCAACUGGUGGACACGUAUCGGCCAGAACAUGCUCGACAAAUCAGACUCCGUUUCGAAGGUCGCGUUCGAGUCCGUGGGCAGGCUGUUCCAGGAGUUCGAUUCGAAGCGAAUGAGCAGACUCGCGGGCGAUAAGCUCAUCGACAGUGAGAACUCGCUCGCGAUUCGGUCAAAUUGGGUUUCGUCGAUGGUGGACUUCGUGUGGAAGAGGCGCAACGCGUUGAUGGCGAGGUCGUUGGUCUUGCCAGUCGAGAGCUUCAGGGCCACGGUGUUUCCGAUCGUUUACGCCGUGAAGGCAGUGGCUUCUGAGGCCGUCGAGGUGAUUCGGAAGCUAUCGAAAUCUUCUUCUGCCAUUGGGAGGAGUGUUUCGGAUUCGAAUGCGGAACGGUUCGUCGGAGUUUCGGACAUGGUUUCGCACCUGGCGCCGUUCUUGGCGUCCUCGUUGGACCCGGCUUUGAUUUUCGAAGUGGGGAUUAAUAUGUUGUAUUUGGCCGAUGUGCCUGGAGGGAAGCCCGAGUGGGCUUCGCAGUCGAUUAUUGCGAUUCUCACGCUUUGGGAUCGACAGGAAUUUUCGUCUGCGAGAGAGAGUAUCGUCAGGGCUGUAGUUACGAAUCUACACCUCCUCGAUCUUCAUAUGCAGGUUUCAUUGUUUAAGAGGCUUCUUCUUAUGGUGAGAAACUUGAGGGCAGAAUCAGACCGCAUGCAUGCUUUGGCAUGUGUUUGUAGGACAGCUCUCUGUGUUGAUCUGUUUGCAAAGGAAAGUGUUCGAAGAGGUCAGAAACCUCUUGCAGGAACCGAUAUUGCUUCUCUUUUUGAGGAUGCAAGAAUAAGAGAUGAUCUUAAUAGUGUCACGAGUAAAAGCUUAUUUAGGGAGGAGUUAGUAGCAUCACUAAUGGAAAGUUGCUUUCAGUUGUCUCUACCUUUGCCUGAACAAAAGAACUCAGGUAUGGAGAGCAGGGUCAUUGGAGCUUUAGCAUAUGGAACUGGUUAUGGUGCACUAAAUUGGACCGAGCCUGCUUUGGAAGUGGUGGAAGUUUGUAGGCCUUGCGUCAAAUGGGAUUGUGAUGGCCGGACCUAUGCAAUCGAUUGUUACCUAAAGUUGCUUGUUAGGUUGUGCCAUAUCUAUGAUACAAGGGGAGGUGUAAAAAGAGUAAAAGAUGGUGCUUCUCAGGAUCAAAUUUUAAAUGAGACAAGGUUGCAAAACUUACAACGUGAACUUGUGAAAGAUCUACGUGAGGUGAAUACCUCAAGAAUAUGUGCCCGCCUUAUUUGGGCUAUUGCAGAACACAUAGAUCUAGAAGGAUUGGAUCCACUUCUAGCUGAUGACCCUGAUGAUCCGCUUAAUAUCAUUGUAUCAAAUAUUCACAAAGUUUUGUUCAACAUAGAUUCUUCUGCAGAUACAACAAAUAGGCUGCUAGAUGUUCAGGCGGUUCUUUUAUGUGCUCAGCGGUUGGGGUCACGACACCCUAGGGCAGGGCAGUUACUGACUAAAGAACUCGAAGAGUUCAGAAACAAUGGUUUGGCUGAUUCUGUGAAUAAGCAUCAAUGCCGCUUAAUAUUGCAGAGAAUCAAAUAUGCAUCAAGUCAUCCAGAGAGCCGGUGGUCAGGGGUUAGUGAAGCCAGAGGAGAUUACCCAUUUAGCCACCACAAACUAACUGUUCAAUUUUAUGAAGCAUCUGCAGCUCAGGAUAGAAAGUUGGAAGGAUUGGUUCACAAGGCUAUUUUAGAGCUUUGGAGGCCAGACCCUAGUGAGUUAACUCUUUUGCUGACAAAAGGAAUUGACUCUACUUUACUGAAGGUGCCUCCAACUGCAAUUACUUUGACUGGUAGCAGUGAUCCAUGCUAUGUUGAAGCAUACCAUUUAGUGGACUCAAGUGACGGAAGGAUCACUCUGCAUUUAAAGGUCUUAAAUUUAACUGACCUUGAACUGAAUCGGGUGGACAUUCGGGUUGGAUUAUCUGGUGCAUUAUAUUUUAUGGAUGGAUCUCCUCAAGCAAUUCGGCAACUGCGUAAUCUAGUUUCGCAGGAUCCAGUACCCUGCAGUGUGACAGUGGGUGUAUCCCAUUUUGAGAGAUGUGCCCUUUGGGUUCAAGUAUUAUACUACCCAUUCUAUGGCAGUGGUGCUGUGGGAGAUUAUGAAGGUGACUAUGCUGAGGAGGAUCCACAAAUCAUGAGACAGAAGAGAAGCUUAAGGCCAGAACUAGGAGAGCCUGUGAUUUUGAGAUGUCAGCCUUACAAAAUUCCACUGACUGAGCUUCUUUUGCCACAUAAAAUCUCUCCUGUGGAAUUUUUCCGCCUAUGGCCCAGUUUGCCAGCUAUAGUGGAGUACACUGGGACAUAUACAUAUGAAGGAAGUGGCUUCAAGGCUACUGCUGCACAGCAGUAUGGGGAAUCACCUUUCUUAAGUGGACUGAAAUCUUUGUCAGCUAAGCCAUUCCACAGAGUUUGUUCACAUAUUAUUCGAACUGUGGCAGGGUUUCAGCUUUGUUUUGCUGCAAAAACUUGGUAUGGAGGCUUCUUGGGCAUGAUGAUCUUUGGAGCCAGUGAAGUGAGCAGAAACGUGGAUUUGGGAGAUGAGACAACCACCAUGAUGUGCAAAUUUGUGGUUCGAGCUUCUGAUGCAUCAAUUACGAAGGAGAUUGGAUCGGAUCUACAGGGAUGGUUAGAUGACCUUACUGAUGGGGGUGUGGAGUACAUGCCAGAAGAUGAAGUGAAGGUGGCUGCUGCCGAGAGACUUAGGAUCUCAAUGGAACGGAUUGCUUUAUUGAAGGCAGCCCAACCAAAAAAGACUCCAAAAUCUGAAGAUGAUGAAGAGGAGGUUGAACAGGAAGAUGAGGAUGACGACGACGACGACGACAAUAAGAAGAAAAAGAAGGAAGAGAAGAAAGACGGCGAAGAAGAAGAUGAAAAAACAAAGGGACCUUCAACCCUGUCAAAGUUAACUGCAGAGGAGGUUGAGCAUCGGGCUCUUCAAGCCGCAGUGCUCCAGGAAUGGCACAUGUUGUGUAAAGAGAGGAAUCAAAGUUAACUUACAAUUUUUAUUUUUUCUUUUCUUUUCUUAAGGACAAAAAUAUAUUCUUUGCACUCGUAUUCUUUUUAUGAUAUAUGAAUUAGGUGGUAGUUGAAAAUUUGACGGCAGAGUGCUCUUUUGGGUUUUUGGUUUUUCUUUUUGUACUUAAUUUGUAAUCGGGGAAGUCCCUUGUACAUCUUAUACCGGCUGUUCAUUGGUCUUUUGUUCACCUUGAGAAUGUAAUUCCUAGAAAUAUGUUUUGUGACA